Trichophyton benhamiae CBS 112371 is the source of this 5199-nucleotide messenger RNA. Its product is annotated as ankyrin repeat protein. The coding region runs from base 1 to 5199 and encodes 1732 amino acids. NCBI's taxonomy places the organism in Eukaryota, Fungi, Ascomycota, Eurotiomycetes, Onygenales, Arthrodermataceae. The transcript is spliced from 6 exons. Gene Ontology annotation, molecular function: protein binding. The record is from RefSeq and is a predicted model, not a curated record.
AUGUCUUCUCUCCCUCAACUUCCUGCAAAACAUUCCGACUUUCUCUGUUACAUCAAGGCGAACUCCAAUACCCCCAUCAAUGAGCUGCUCAAACCGUACAAUGAGUACGACUCAGCUUUACGUCAGAUUUUUGCCCAGGAGCCUUCUAAUCCCAUCUUGAGGGACAAUCACGUCAAUGUUGUCCCUUUGUAUGGAGCUGAUGGUGUUGCCGAUCUCCGUGUUCAGGCCCGGGACCUCGACUCCGAGCCGCAGGAACUCACUGACAAGUAUCUUCUGCCCCUGAAAGACGAGGAUAGGAGACCCAAUGGCUCCCCGGCCGUCGUCACAUCGUUCAAAGAAUUCCAGACCAACUUCAACCUCUUCUCUGAGAGUUCUCUGAGCGACCUUGACUGGAGCAAUGUCAUUGCUGCGGGAAGUUCCGUGGUGACAGCGCUGCUCCCUGUGCCAGACGAAUACAAGGAAUCUAAACGGCAACUUCGUCAUUUCUAUCACGAAAAGUUCGCUCCUGCAUCUGACGUGGACCUGUUCAUUUACGGGCUAAACGAGGAGCAGACAAUCGAGAAGAUCAAGCAGAUUGAGCAGAAGAUCAAGGACUCCAUCUUAUAUGAGACGACUUCCAUCAGGACGAAAAAUACUAUUACCAUUGUCUCCCAGUAUCCCACUCGCCAUGUCCAAGUGGUUUUACGCAUAUACAAGUCCCUUGCAGAAGUUAUCACCGGUUUCGAUGUUGAUUGCUCUUGUGUGGCAUACGAUGGCAAGAACGUCUACGCGGCCCCUCGUGCAAUUGCUGCGCUUAUCACACAGACGAACCAGAUUGAUCUAACGAGACGUUCACCUUCUUAUGAAAACCGUCUGUCAAAGUACUCUCAUCGUGGAUUUGAAGUGUUUUGGCCUCAGCUCGAUAGAUCCCGCAUUGAUCCUUUGCCAACGUCGAGGGAUCGAGAGGAGUAUACGCAAAAGAGACGUGAGGAGCGAGGUCGUCCUCCUUCAUACACUAGUUCCUACCGGAGUAUACGAAAGUUAAGGGGUAAUAUCAAAAACGACUGGGAGGACGAAGUGGCAGAAUGGGUGGAUGAAGAGGAAAUAUCCGAUUAUCAUACAAUCACAAUCCCAUAUGGUGAAAAGUUCCAUGCAAGGAAGAUUGAAAAGCUUCUAUAUACCCAUGAUCUGCUUUUAAACGCUGAAUGGAAUAACCAAGAGCGUGAGGUUGCACUUCAUCGACAUCCAGUGUUCUUUGGUGAUGUCGAGGACAUCAUUCAUGACUGCUGUGGCUCAUGUCCUAAGCCCUCGACCCCUGAAGAGGAAGAGGUAUGGGAAAAGGAGAGUAAGGUCUACAUCUCGGGUGAAGUCACGUUUAUCAAAGAUGACCCAGGUCGACAAGCAAUCGGAAGUUUCAACCCGAUUACUGAAACAGACUGGACUGAAAUGGCCUACAUCGGCAAUACUGCUCGACUAUUCCAGGCUAUUGCCGAUAAUGAUAUUGAAACCGUACGUGAAUGGCUUUCAAGGGAUGGUGCUGAUCCAAACCGCCGUGAUCACACUGGAAGAGCCCCUCUGCAUUUAGCAACCAUGGUUUCUACUCCGGAGAUCGUACAGUGCCUUGUUGACCAUGGAGCGCGAUUAAUCGCACGUCUUGCAGACGGGCGCAUGGCUUUACAUCUCGCAGCGGAGCGCGGGAGUGUUGACAUUGUUCGCAUUCUACUCCACAAGAGCGAGGAGAAUGAAGAAGCAGAAGAAGAGAAAAAAGACCAGCAACGUGCGACAAAGAAAAAUACUCAAGCCGAAACUGAAGAUGUUGACAUGACUGACCCUGAUAACAUGGUGGUUGUUAAUGAAGACCCUGAGGACUCUGACGAGGAUAAAAUGUCCUUGAUAACAGGCUCCUUCGUUGACGUUAAAAAGCAAGAUGUUAAAAUGGAUAACGAGGAAACCAUUCCCGGUGACAUUGACGAAUCUGAGCCGGAUAUCAUAGAUAUCAACGCCGUUGCUUGGGACUGUCAUGCAACCCCCUUGCAUCUUGCCAUAGUCCAUGGUCAUGCAGAAGUUGUGAAGGAGCUUGUUUCCUCUUUUGGAGCAGAUGUUCUUCUUCCAAUAAAGCUUCCUAAGAUCAGCCAUCUGGACCCAGGGGCGAUUCUCCCCUUAACUCUACCCCUGAAACUGUCCCAAGAUCAGGCUGUUACCAUGAUUGAGACUCUCCUGAAGCUUGGUGCCACUCCGGCACAAGCCGAUUUAACAGGAAGAACUCCUUUACACUACUUCGCUGCCCGCCGCCGUCCAGCGCUCUUUGAUGUCCUUAUGAAGCAUGAUCCGUCUGCUGUCAAAAGGGCAAUAGAUCACUUAGCCGUCGAAGAUGUCUCCUAUAGAGCCUAUGCCGAAUCUGUCUUAACUGUUGCCGUGGACUCGAGGCACCCUGAUAUUGUCGAGAAACUCCUUAGCCUCGGGGCGCCUCCAGAUAUCAACUUUAGCAAGUAUAUACAGAUUGCUAUUCGCCAGUGUGAGUGGCUGAAGACCCGUGAUGCCGAUGCCAACCUCAAUUGUUUCCAACAAAACGUUAUACAGCCAAUUGUAGCUGCUACCGUGACAGAUCAACCCUUGGUUGCCCUAAAAUUGCUUCAAAAUGGAGUGGAUCCAAACACAUUAUCGACCUUUGGAUAUACUAUACUUUCGGAGAAGCAUGCUAGCAACCCCGGUGAGUCAUUAUUGGACCUCGUUGAUGCAAAAAUUUGCCUUCUACAGGACUAUAAAGAAUCUUGCAAGAAUAUACCACCAACUCCAUUGCAAAGUGACGAGGUAUAUCUGGCUGAAUAUCCUGAGGGCAGCUAUCAGCUUUGCUUUGCCAGAGAGCGUCUUGAGAGAGAAAAAGCUUCUUUCAAGAGGCGACAGGAAGAAUAUGAGAAGGCAAUUAAAGAGGCUAAGAACCGCAAAGGUUUGGAAGAAAAGAGCGAUGCCAUUACCGCCCUCCUACAAGAUUUCCAAGCACUUCACUCGGCUUUGGUCACGAAGGAAGCAAAAACAUUCAAGGAGCUACAUCCAGAUGCCAUUUGCAUCAACUACCGGCAGCCUAGGGUAUUUACACCGGGGAAACCUGGGGAAUUCAAGAUCGACUUCAAUUUCAAUGUGGCUGAUCUUUCCGGCGGGAGGAAGGAAGGUUACAUAAAACUAUUUGAAGCUGCAUGGUCUGGUGAUAUAGAGACCAUUAAGUCCCUAACGCUCGGCAUGUGGGGUCCCGAUAAGCAAAUGUCUCCUCUCGUAAUCUCCGUGAACGAAAGCAUGGGAGCUUCUCCAUUUUCGAUAGCUGUCCUCAGGGGUCAUUUUGAUGUUGCAAAGGCCAUUCUUCAAAUUGUUCGAGCGCAGUACAAACCAAAGACUGUUACCCGACAGACAUAUCAUAUGCAAUCUGACGAUGAGGAUGAAUCUGAUGCGGGAGAGUCGCAGGAAGAAGAUGGGCUUCAGAUCACUGGUGAGGGUGUUUGUGAUGAACUUACCAUUGACAACAUUGGCGAAGUUGCAACACAGGCAGAAAGCAACGUUUCACCGCUCGAUGUCCUUCAACGGAGUUGCCGAGCCAGCCUUAUUGCAGACCCCAACGCCGCUGAGCAUUCUUUGAGCCAUAUAAACCUUUUCAAUUUUGCCGUUGAGCAGGACAAUAUUGAAUUGCUGCGGUUCUUGCUGGAUCUUGGACAAUCUGAAAUCGUUAGUAGUGCCUUUGAUAGCCCUUACGAAUUGCUCUCCAGCACAAAUUUCAACGAUGCCCUAAGAGACGGACAGCCACGAUGCAUUGCCUUGAUCAUUAGCCGGACUGGAGCUCACCUACCACUGGACAAGUUUGUGGAAGAGGGUGGAAUCACUAUCAAGCAAAAGCCAAAGUAUUAUCAAGGUCUGUCAAUUCACGGGAAGAAGCGCGAGGACUGGGCUGCAGCUGCAGGCCAAGAUGCCCCUUCACGCAUAAGCAGCGAAUCGGACAUACCACUUCUCCGCGCUGCUCUGGCUGGCAGUCUGGUCAAUGUCGAAUGGUUUCUCGGCACUGCCCCCAAGAGACAUUAUAUGGAGUUUGCAAACUCCAACAAACAGGAUAAGCGGCUAAGAAAGCUAUCACAACUGCCCGGCGGAGUAGAAAAAUUCAUUGAAAAAUGGCUUAGCUCAAGAAAUGACUUGCUCCUGCAUUGUGCCAUUAUGGGCAGAGAAACAGAUGAGAGCUUGGAACUGGUUAAAUAUAUUAUAGAAAACGUCCCAGGCUGUCUCGAAAGGAAAUCCUCCAAUGGAUAUACGCCUUUACUCCUUGCCUUUUCCAAACGCAGACCCCGUUUUGCUAAGGUUCUCAUUGAGGCUGGCGCCAACGUGGAGGCUCGUGAUGUGCUGGGCAAUAAUAUCCUCCAUAUACUAAACAAACCGAAUGGAUCAUACCGUUCCUUGGAUACAAAUUUAAAGGAACUCCUGGACUUGAUCGAUCCUUCGGUGGUCUCUUCACUCCUUACCUGCCGCUCGGCCGAUAACCCUGGGGCACUGACACCUUUCGCUGCUUGGGUAAAUCAUCUGAGUUCACACCAUAGAUGGGUUAGUGGCACACCCGUCCAAAUAACGAAGCUUCUCCUUGACUUUGCCAAACCAACGGGCCAAGCUCACCUUGAACUCCUCGAUGGAUCCGGAAACACGCCUCUUCACAUUGCUGUGAGGCAUAAGUUCACGCCAAUCGUCAGACUGAUGUUGGAAUGCAACCCCAAGCUUCUCACCAUAGAAAACUCAACGGGAACUACCCCUAUGGAUCUCGUGCGAGAUGGAUGGACUACCAACGCCACGACGACCUCUCCAAAGCUACCAGAGCGUACAACUGUACCCCAAUGGAGAAAACCAGAUUACUCCCCGGCCGUUUUGAGCAAGGACCCCGAAUCAUUUGUUUCCAAUACUAAGCAAGAGACAUGUGAUCAUUCUUCCCUUUACAAAUUAUGCCGUGGAAUCUGGGGCCAACUGAAUCAGAAAAAGCGGAAGCUUGUGAGUCUCCUUGAAGCUAACGAGGUUGCGAAGCGGGUGGAGAGAAGAGUGAGAUCAAGGCAUACGCACACGGGAAUUGUGAGGGUUUAUGAUAGUGAUGAUAUGGCUGGAGGUCGGCGAGCGAGACGAUACGCAAGACAUGGUGAUUCAGUAAGUGUGAGAAGCUCUGGCGAAGAGGAUGAGGUUUCAAAGUGGCAUGGCUUGUAUUAA